AUGGUUUACACUACUAGACAGAUCGGUGCUAAGAACACCUUGGAUUACAAAGUUUACAUCGAAGAGAACGGUAAGCCAAUCUCUUCUUUCCAUGACAUCCCUUUAUAUGCCGACGAAGCUAACCAAAUUUUCAACAUGGUGGUUGAGAUCCCUCGUUGGACCAACGCCAAGUUGGAGGUCAGCAAGGAGGAGACUUUGAACCCAAUCAUCCAGGACACCAAGAAGGGCAAAUUGAGAUACGUCAGAAACUGCUUCCCUCACCACGGUUACAUUCACAACUAUGGUGCUUUCCCUCAAACAUGGGAGGACCCUAACUCCAUUCACCCAGAGACUAAAGCCGCCGGUGACAACGAUCCUUUGGAUGUUCUAGAAAUUGGUGAAACUAUCGGAUACACUGGUCAGGUUAAGCAGGUCAAGGUGUUGGGUGUUAUGGCUUUGUUGGAUGAGGGGGAAACUGACUGGAAGGUCAUCGUGAUCGACAUCAACGAUCCUCUGGCUCCUAAGCUAAAUGACAUCGAGGAUGUCGAAAAGUACUUCCCAGGUCUAUUGAGAGCCACUAACGAAUGGUUCAGAAUUUACAAAAUCCCUGACGGAAAGCCUGAGAACCAAUUUGCUUUCUCCGGUGAGGCCAAAAACAAGAAGUACGCUUUGGACGUUAUUAGAGAAUGCAGCGACGCGUGGAAGAACUUGAUUCAAGGCAAGUCCGACGUCAAGGGUAUUGAGCUAACUAACACUACCCUGUCUGGUACUUCUACCUACUCCCCAUCUGCCGGCUCUGCUGUGGCCGCCGCCGAACAAAAGGAAGAUGCCCCUGUGGACAAGUCAGUUGACAAGUGGUUUUUCAUCUCCGGUUCAGCUUAA
Lachancea thermotolerans CBS 6340 is the source of this 861-nucleotide messenger RNA. RefSeq names its product inorganic diphosphatase IPP1 (gene IPP1). Lineage: Eukaryota; Fungi; Ascomycota; Saccharomycetes; Saccharomycetales; Saccharomycetaceae. Gene Ontology annotation, biological process: phosphate-containing compound metabolic process. The transcript has a single exon. Bases 1 to 861 code for a protein of 286 amino acids. The record is from RefSeq and is a predicted model, not a curated record. Gene Ontology annotation, molecular function: magnesium ion binding; inorganic diphosphate phosphatase activity. Gene Ontology annotation, cellular component: nucleus; cytoplasm.